This is a messenger RNA of Fonsecaea multimorphosa CBS 102226, 942 nucleotides long. RefSeq lists its product as uncharacterized. The record is from RefSeq and is a predicted model, not a curated record. NCBI's taxonomy places the organism in Eukaryota, Fungi, Ascomycota, Eurotiomycetes, Chaetothyriales, Herpotrichiellaceae. The coding region runs from base 1 to 942 and encodes 313 amino acids. The transcript has 6 exons.
AUGGCUACUGGCCCGAAGCUCUCGACGUCCGACGAUCUCCUGAUCUGCUGUGCGUGCGGCGCGCAGUACGACGUGGACGAGACGGCGGGCAAAGACGAGUGUCGGAUCUGCGAGGAUCCCAGACAAUUCAUCCCGCCGACGGGGCAGGCAUUCACGACAUUACGAAAACUCAAGGAGGGCGGCCACAAGAACGUCUUCGAGCCGUGCGAGCAUAAUGACACGGUCGUUGAAAUCCAUACGGAGCCGAAGUUCGGAAUCGGCCAGGGAGCGCGCUUGAUCCGCACGCCGAAUGGGAAUGUCCUCUGGGACCUGAUUGCGUAUUUGGACCAGGAUACCGUUGACAAGAUCACCGAACUGGGCGGGUUGAAGUUCAUCAUCAUUUCACACCCGCAUUUCUAUACGACCUGGGCCGACUGGUCGUCCACAUUCAACUGCCCCGUGUACAUGACCGAAGUCGACUCCAUCUGGGCCAACAGAAAAGACCACGCCUCAGCAACCCUCAAGCUUCUGAAGGAACCCAGCACAGAACUCCUACCAGGCCUAACGUCGGUGAUCUGUGGGGGGCAUUUCCCCGGCAGCCAAGUCCUGCACUCGCUGCCGCCAAACACUCCCAUCCCGACGCUGUUCGUCGCCGACACCAUCUUUGCUGUGCAGUCGAGCCACAACCCGGACCCGGGCAAGCGCAGCGACACCAUCUCGUACCAAUUUCUUUGGUCCAUCCCCAACAUGAUCCCGUUGCCGCCCGAAGAGGUGCUCAAGAUCUGGAGGAGCCUCAAACCGUUGCAGUUUCAGGCGACCUAUGGCGUUAUGGCCAAGAUCACCAAUGUUUUCGAGAAACCUGGUCAGAGUCUGAGUCUCAAGGCAAGGGUGCUUCAGAGCGCAAAAAUUGCAGUUAAGGCAAUGGGAUAUUCUGACCACGCCAUUUUUGCCGAGGAGUUGUGA